UUUAUUCUAAAAGUAUAAACUUUAUUUCACUGACAUACUUAAAAAAUUCAAAUAUGAAUUUUAUUUUCUUACUGUUUUUGGUUGCCGCCGUAUAUGCCGGAUUACACAAAGACAGCCUAGCCAAAAGACUGCCUAUAGACAUCGUAGCUAAGUAUGAAAACAUCACUUGGGAAGAUUGUACUUCACCCGCGGAGUUUUGCAACCAUGAAGAAAAAUUUGAUAACUAUGAAUGUUGGAGAUGGGGAAAGGUAACUCUAUUAUCAUGGGGUUGUAUGCAAGAUGAAUGUCAUCGUAAGUGCUAUCGCAGCAACAAUAACUUUGGGAGCUUCGAAGAUUGUAUGUCUAACGCAUAUCCAGUAUGUGUAUGUGAGUUAUGUUUGUGAUUGGAACGUCUUAUAAAAUAAGAGACAAGAACUUAUAAAUAAAAACUUAUAAAUGCA
This is a messenger RNA of Diabrotica virgifera virgifera (western corn rootworm), 440 nucleotides long. RefSeq lists its product as uncharacterized. The coding region runs from base 54 to 383 and encodes 109 amino acids. The transcript has 2 exons. The record is from RefSeq and is a predicted model, not a curated record. Lineage: Eukaryota; Metazoa; Arthropoda; Insecta; Coleoptera; Chrysomelidae.